AUGGUUGGUCCCGUGACCGCGCAAGGCAUCAGCAAAGGGAAUGUAAGCACCCAGAGCGUCAAGCUAAGCUCUGGGUAUGACAUUCCUCAAGUGGCACUCGGCGUUUACAAAGCGCCGAACGACGGCACGACCGAGCAGGCGGUCAAGUGGGCGUUUGACGCUGGCUACCGCCAUAUCGAUUCUGCCUCGCGGUAUAACAAUGAAGAAGCAGUUGGCCGCGCCGUGAAAGAGUGGUGCGCCGCCAACAACGUGCCGCGUGAGCAAAUCUUCAUUACUACCAAGCUGUGGGAUGCGGACCAAAGCUCUGUGACCGCGGCGAUUGACGAGUCACUGCGCAAGUUGGAUAUGAAGUACAUUGACUUGUACUUGAUUCACUCGCCUGAACCUGGCAUUGAGUCAUUCCUCAGCGCUUGGAAGGAAAUGGAGGCCGCCGUGGAUGCUGGUAAGGUUCGAUCGAUUGGCGUUUCCAACUUUGACGAGGAGCAUCUAGAUGCUCUGCUGCCGAAUGCACGUAUCAAGCCCGUCGUGAACCAGAUUGAAUCGCAUCCAUUCUUUGCGCACGAGGUGCUGCGCGAGCAGACGCUUAAGCGUGGCCUACAAAUUGAGGCGUAUUCUCCAAUGGCACAGGGUGCUGCUUUGGACCGUGCCGAGAUUAAGGCAAUUGCUUCCAAGCACGGGAAGACGCCCGCGCAGGUCUUGCUCCGGUGGGGUAUCCAGCUUGGCAACGUGAUUCUGCCCAAGUCACUUACAAAGCACCGCAUUGAAGCGAACGCGCAGCUGUUUGACUUUGUGCUUGACGAGGACGACAUGGAUAUCCUGAACAACCUGGAUGAAGGCUUGAAGAUGGGAAAACUUGGUCCGCCUGGCACCUCGGCUCCUGCAUCGCCUGGUGCUACGCGGCCAGGCUCGCGACGUGGCUCAAGUAACAAUGGAUUGGCUGGCAACAAGUUGCAAAUGAGUAGCAGCUAA
This is a messenger RNA of Malassezia vespertilionis, 969 nucleotides long. RefSeq lists its product as uncharacterized. The transcript has a single exon. Gene Ontology annotation, molecular function: oxidoreductase activity. Lineage: Eukaryota; Fungi; Basidiomycota; Malasseziomycetes; Malasseziales; Malasseziaceae. The record is from RefSeq and is a predicted model, not a curated record. The coding region runs from base 1 to 969 and encodes 322 amino acids.